Molecule: messenger RNA, 556 nt
Organism: Pseudocercospora fijiensis CIRAD86
Lineage: Eukaryota; Fungi; Ascomycota; Dothideomycetes; Mycosphaerellales; Mycosphaerellaceae
Exons: 1
Coding region: 275-478 (67 amino acids)
Source: RefSeq, a predicted model, not a curated record
ACAUUUCGCGCAGCCAGGAAUCUGUGACUACAAUUGGUUGCACACCUCAACAAGCUGCUGCACAUGUUUACAGCUUUGCAAUCAAGAAGCGAUGCUAUUCAGACCGCAAUCACUUUUGGGGCGCCGGCAGCUGGGCCAACAAGUUUCCCGACCAGCGAACGGAAACCGUUCGCUGGUGUCGCGUCUCGCUCCAUUCCUGGCCGAAGACUGGACACCAGACCUUCCUCUGCCUCAAUAAAAUUGUGAGCACUUUGAUGACACUCGCCUGAAGCCGAUGACUUGGGCGUUGUUCAAAGAUGUCCGCUUCGACAUCAGUGGGCACUUACUUGGGGAGCGUGUAGAAUUCCUUCCCAACCCCAAAUGGGUCAUCGAUGUUGGAUUCCAGGUUCCUUUCCGCGCCUGCCCAAACCUGGUCCGCAUCGAGGUCGACGGCAGUGAUGAGCUGCUGGCAUGGGAGCAUUUGCACUGGUUUCCCUGAGAGGAUGCAGCUGCUUACAGUUAUAUAUGCCGACGAACAUGAGAAAGAUCGUCCCGCGCCGGAGACAAUAUUUGAUAG